Etheostoma cragini (Arkansas darter) is the source of this 1708-nucleotide messenger RNA. It is a transcript of the gene rtn4ip1, whose product is annotated as reticulon 4 interacting protein 1. The transcript is spliced from 9 exons. Gene Ontology annotation, cellular component: mitochondrion. Gene Ontology annotation, molecular function: oxidoreductase activity. Bases 274 to 1467 code for a protein of 397 amino acids. Lineage: Eukaryota; Metazoa; Chordata; Actinopteri; Perciformes; Percidae. The record is from RefSeq and is a predicted model, not a curated record.
AGGCUGAGCACUAUGAAAGACACCGGCCGAGAAGUAACACGUUAAGGAAGAGGACGUCGAUUGGAAAUCAUCCUAAAAUUUGGAGUUAUUGCUUUUAUCGUAAUGGCUAGUUAAGAUUUGCUUAUAGUUAGAAUUUAGUCAUGGCGUAUAAAUAUCUUCAAUAAGUAAUUUACUGUAGCAUAGUGGCUGUACAGUUAGAAGUAUCUUUAACAGGGAUUUAGAGCACUGCAAAUUUACAGGUGCACUAUUUUAUUUAAUUGAGAAUAUUUAAAGAUGAGUUCUGUGGGACACUUAGUGUACAGUAGGUGGUUGUUUCACCACACUAAACCACUAAGUGUCAACACAUCAAGACUGUUCAGCACUACCAGAAGCAGCAUGACUAUUAUGCCUGCCUGGGUUAUUGAUACAUACGGAGGCAAUGAUGUGUUUCGGUUUACUAAAAAUGCCAGUUUCCCCGUCAUCAACUACCCCAAUGAGGUCAUUGUUAAAGUGCAGGCAGCAGGACUGAACCCACUAGAUGUAAACAUGAGAGGUGGCUAUGGUGCUGCAACAAUGUCUAUGAAGAGAGACCCUCUGAAUAUCAAGCAGUCAGGCAGCGAGUUCCCUCUCAUCCUGGGAAGGGAUGUGUCAGGGGUCAUCAUGGAGUGCGGCCUGGAUGUGAAGUACUUCAGAGAAAGGGAUGAGGUGUGGGCAGCUAUCCCGCCAUGGAAACAGGGCAGCUUGGCAGAGUUUGUGGUGCUGAGUGCCAAUGAGGUAUCCCACAAGCCAAAGUCACUAAGCCACAGAGAGGCAGCAGCCAUUCCCUAUGUGGCAACCACAGCCUGGUCGGCACUGGUCAACACCGGGGGGCUCAGUAAGGACAACUGUGCCAAGAAGCGGAUUUUGAUCCUCGGGGGAUCCGGUGGAGUGGGAACAUUUGCUAUACAGAUGCUGAAGGCUUGGGGAGCCCACGUGACUGUUACCUGCUCCCAGAAUGCAGAGCAGUUUGUAAGGGGCCUGGGGGCAGACCAUGUGGUGGACUACACUGCCGGACCUGUUGAGGAGCCGCUCAGUGCUUUGGAAAAAUUUGACCUGAUCCUGGAUAAUAUUGGGGGGGACACGGAGCGUUGGGCGCUGAAUCUGCUUAAGCCUUGGUGUGGCGCAAAGUAUAUCACCCUCGUAACACCGUUCAUCCAGAACACUGACAGGCUUGGCAUUGCUGAUGGCAUGAUGCGGACUGCUGCCACAGUGGCCACCAAAAUCCUCAAACACCUAGUCAAAGGAGUUCACUACCGCUGGGGAUUCUUUGCACCUAGUGGUCCCGCACUGGAUGAAAUAAGGGAAUUAGUGGAUGCAGGAAAGAUUCGGCCAGUGGUGGAUGAGACGUUCAGCUUCUGCCAGGUUCCUCAGGCAUUCGAGAAGAUGGAGAAAGGGCAUGCUCGUGGAAAGACCGUGGUCCUGGUCAGCAAAGGGGGAGAAGAAUUAUAGCGCCGACUCUGGGAGACUUUUUCAGCACAAUCCUGAAACAAACUGAAUUAAAGGCAUUGACAUGCAAGGUUAGGUUAGCUUAUUGUAUCCACAGGUGCAAACAAGGUCCAAGAACAAGGCUAUUGCUUCUUGUUUCUUGGGGCUGUGAAGCUACAAAUGUGUAUGUAAGAAUUAAAGCUGCUUGUGUAUGCUUUACAAUUUAUUUUUUAUACUCUCAAUUCAAUAAAAGAGCACAUAGUUA